Messenger RNA from Thamnophis elegans (Western terrestrial garter snake), 2274 nucleotides. RefSeq names its product misato mitochondrial distribution and morphology regulator 1 (gene MSTO1). The coding region runs from base 478 to 2187 and encodes 569 amino acids. Gene Ontology annotation, biological process: mitochondrion distribution. Gene Ontology annotation, cellular component: cytoplasm. The transcript has 14 exons. The record is from RefSeq and is a predicted model, not a curated record. NCBI's taxonomy places the organism in Eukaryota, Metazoa, Chordata, Lepidosauria, Squamata, Natricidae.
AAAACUUCUGUUAUUCAAUUUACGAUCAUCUGCAUGAAACCAAAUUCUUCUCCAACCUGUCAUGAGCCAAUGAGUUCCUGGACGCAACCAUAGAGAUGCUGAGGCAAGAGCGGCUCUGCAUUGAGACAAGAGCGGCUCUGCAUUGAGACAAGAGCAGGGCUCGUCCUCACCGGAAGUCCCUCCCCAUUCCUCUCCACUUCACCAAUAAGGUUGCAGGUCUAAAGGGAGGUAGAGAGGAUGGGAGUGGGGCCGUGGGCGGAUCCCUACCGAUUGGUGGACGGCGAGAGCCAAUGAAAACACGGCGCCCCUUGACUCGCGCGCGACGGACAGCGCCUACCAUCGGCAACUCGCGCCUGCGCAGACUGAAUUUUAUUAUUAUUAUUGUAAACACCUAACCCUUCCUCACCUUCUUCAACGGCGGCCUUGCCUAUGUCUCUCCCUCCGUAGCCGGAGCACCGACUCGAGAACGGAGGGGGAAUGUCUGGGGUCCGCGAGGUGGUGACGCUUCAGCUGGGCCACUACGCGGGGAGCGUGGGCGCUCACUGGUGGGGCCUUCAGGAAGCUUCGUUCUCAUCCAAUUCCGCGCCUCCCGACUUAGACGAAGCCCUUCAGCACGAUGUCCUGUUCCGAGCGGGGAGAACCAUGCAGGGUCGCGAGACGUUUACCCCCCGCCUCAUCGUUAUGGACCUCAAAGAAAGUCUCGCCGCUUUGAGACAGGAAGGGUACCUUUAUGAAGAGCCGAAAACAACUACUCCUACUGCAUGGAAGGGGAACCUGACAACGCACCAGCAAGACCCAGUGCCUCCCAGGACCGUUUUUGACCAGCCGGAGGGCGACCGGUUUUCCAAUGGGGAUUUUGCCUCCAAGAGCCUCCCUGGUGGUAAAGGAAAGCCAAAGCAGCUCGCCCAGCCGCUCGCGUCAGAGAACAGUGCGCCCGCUUGGUCAGACUUCCUCCGUACCAAUCUCCACCCACGUAGCAUCCUGACCAUCCAUGAAUACAAUCGCGAGGAGGAAUCCAACCGCCUGGAGGCGUUCGGACAAGGAGAAAAACUCCUCCAGGCCGGGCACUACCUGGAGGAACUCGAGGAUCGGCUGCACUUCUACGUGGAAGAGUGUGAUUACUUGCAAGGCUUUCAGCUGCUCUUCGACCUCCACAAUGGCUUCUCGGGGGUCGGGUCCAAGGCAGUGGAGCUGCUUCAGGAUGAAUACGCGGGGAAAGGCAUCUUGACGUGCGGGCUGACGCCUGUCCUUCAAUCCAGUCUCCCCCAUCGGAAUUUCUACCGGCUGAUGAACACAGUUUUGGGCAUCGUCCGUCUGUCCAGCCAGAGUUCCCUCUUCUGUCCCUUGUCGCUCAACGGAAGUCUGGGGCUCAAACCGGGCAGCCCAGUGGCCCUGCCGUACCUCCACUACGAGCCAUCUCUGGAUUAUCAGACGAGCGCCAUUCUCGCCACUGCCCUGGACACGCUGACCAUCCCCUACCGGCUCCAGACGUCGGACAUGACCAUCUCCAACCUGACCGAAACCCUGAAUUUUUCCGGAAGGAAGGUCGCAGAGGCCUCGGUCGCCAUGCCCUUCUCCAUGGCGGAAGACCAGUCCCUUCCUGAAGCAUUGUACAACCAACAACCCAGCACGGCGUGGUGUCCGUUGUCAUCUGGCGGCAACCGAAGAGAUGCCGGCUGCUUUGCUCAGUCGGUUGUGUUGCGAGGGAUCAGCAAACAGCAGCAAGUGAGCAACGCCUCUCCAGGAACUGAACCCAAGUCCGUCCUUCACAUGUGCGAGACCGGCCAGGAAGUGCUGGCCCGCUACUUGCACACUGUCUUCCCCCGGACGCUGAGUUUGCUUUUGCUGCAAGGGCCCUGCAAGAUUUUGGCUCCUUACCCCCAGUUUUUCGCGCCGUUCCUGAACAAGUACGGAUUCCUGUCGGAGAAGCCGCUGUAUGGCCCAGCAAAGGUCGAAAGCAUCCCUGUGUUAGCCGCCUUCCAGUCCUCGGCGGGAUUGUACCGAACCCUGGGUGACUUUUACCGAGAGCUGCACGGAACGGACCUGCGGCGGUGGGAGAGCUUCUUCUCCGCUGGGGUGGAGAUGGAGGACUUCCGAGAGGCGCUGGACGAGCUGCGGACGCUGUCCCUCUGCUACAAGAAGAGCAGCCUGGAUGAAAAUUCGGACGACGACGACGAUACGGACUGAGCUGCUUUUCCGGAGGCCGCGAGGCGGCGGACGCUUCCCGCCUCGGAUUUGAAAUCGAGAGAAAUUAAAAAAAAAAAACUUUGCCGA